CAUUUGUGGAGUGUAUUUGUGCCGUUGUUGUGAAAUCAUAGCAUCACAUUGCUAUCAUAUAUUUCAAGUAUUUUUAUGAUAAAUAAAGUUAUUUUGUUUGUUUAGUAAUAUCAUAACUCAUAAUAUAAAAUAAAGUGGUUAUAUUACGAAAACACCAUUACGUCACUUGAAGCGACGAUCUCUCUUACACUGAACGUGUACUGUACUUCCUCACUUCAUUAUUCUUCAUACAUAAUUCAUGCGACAUGUGAACACAUACGGGUAUUCGCCACGUAAGGCAUAUCUUUUUGAACAUACCAAGAAGGGGAAUGAACCAUCCAGAAACAAUGCAGAUACUGAGAGAUGCUCGACACCCUAUCACACAAAAAAACAGGCUGCUGAACUUGUUCCGGAAGAAAUCGUUUUGCGACCUCCACCUUUGCAGCUCAGAUGGAACACUAUUCCGCACACACAAGCUUGUGCUGGCAUUGUAUUCUGACUACUUCAGACAUUUUGCAUCCCUCAAAAAGGGAGCUGUUGGUCCUCGCUCAUCGACAGAAGUUGUCAACCUAGAUGUUGAAGCAUGUAUCCUUGCUAUUUUACUGGAUUACAUUUACAAGGGAGAAUUUGCAAUAGGCCCAGAGAAUCAAGGGAAGAUCUGGAGAGCUGCCAAGCUUCUUCAGCUUCAGGACAUUGUUCAACUUAUUGAUGACAACAGAGAGCUCCUCGGGGUGAGCAUCGAGACUCUUAAUCAACCAGAACCUGUCGUGAAGCAGGAAGUGGUCUCCCCACAAAGUACAGCAAGACACAAGUCACGGUCAAGAGGCCGAUCGUUAGGUAAAUCUGGUCGUAAAGGAUGUCCAGAAGCUGACCAGAAAGAUUUGAAGCACAUAAAAGGAUACAGCAUAACGUCACAAGAUUAUGAUAAGGUGGAUGAGUUACUGAAAGUAUCUAUGUCAGCUUUUGUUGGUCAUAAGCAGGGAAAUAAGGGUGAAGUUGAAGGAUCUAAACAUUGGUCCAGUCAUGAUCAUGAAGCUCUGCAACAUGAAACUGAGACAUUGGAAACUAAAUUCAAACCAUCUGAAAGCGGAGUUGGGGAAAGUGAAGUCAUGUCAACACAGUCCCACAGCUUACAACAUUGUUCUGUUUCCAAUUUAUCUAAAACAGCAGACGACUCGGAUGAAGAAUUUUCUGGUUUUUCCAUCAAUUUUGGAAAAGAGGAUGAAGACUUUGUUGAUGAUGAUGCCAGUGAUGACACAUUCAGGCCAUCUAAAUCCAGAGGUAAAAAGAAAUCCAAGUCUCAUUCCCCUAAAAGAAAGACAAUUGACAAACACACAAAAACAAUGUCACACAUUUUGAAUAUUCCCAAGAUGAAAAGAUCAGGUGUCCUCCCCUGUGGGAUUGUAGCAAGAUGGAUUCACAAGAAAUAUUAUCCAUUUGUUUGUAGUUCCAACUUCAUAUCUUCACACCCAGCUGGAGUAGGCAUUCAGCAAGGAGACCAUGACUUCCUGAAUGCUUCAACUUCAAGCCCUAAGCUGCACCUGUGUAAUGUUUGUGGCAAGGAGUUCAGUUUAAUUAGUAUCUGUAGGAACCAUGUGCUCAAAAAACAUGUCAGGAAUAAGUCCAGAUACAAAAUGGCAAAUGCCAUUAGGGCCAAGAACAUGCUGACUGUGAAUCAAGAAACCUCCUUAUUGAGGAUUCAUAUGAAGCAAAAUAUGAACAAAGAUUAUAAGAAAUUGGAAUUACCGCAAACGAGUUUACGACCAAGGAGUAGGGCGACGAAGGCGAUGCCAAGUCCUUUUAGUGGCCAGAAGUGUGCCGAUUGUGGAGCAGUUUUGUCAUCCAGGUAUUCCCUGAAGGUCCAUCUGGAGAACGUUCAUCAGCUGACAUCAGAACAGAUAAGCAUGCACAAGUCCUUCCUGAUUUGCUGUGACGUGGAGGGCUGUGACUUCUCUCACAAGAUGACGAAGACUGUGGAGCGCCACGUGAAGGCGGCCCACCCAGCUGUGGAACACAAGUGCCCUCACUGUAACUUCACCUUCUACCUGAAGUGUGUCAUGGACAAUCACAUUGCUCGCAAACACCUGUUCCCUGAGAGAAUGAGGUUUGUGUGCUCAGUCUGUGGCAAGAGAUUUCCCAAGGGUUUUCAUCAGAAGGUGCACGAGCAGUGGAAACAUGGGGUCAACCAUGACAUCAAGAGGUACAAGUGUCCUGUUGAGGAUUGUAGUUUUGAGACCUGUUCCAAGUCGAACCUUGACACUCACCGCAAUGUCCACACAGACAAACGCUAUGACUGUCAGUACUGCAGUAUCAAGCUCAAGACAACUGCAACCCUUCAACGCCACAUCAACAAAGUGCACCUGGGUAUCCGGCCCUACUUGUGUCAGAUGUGUGGCCACUCAUUUGGUGACUACCACAACCUUCAGUCCCACAUCGUCAACAAGCAUGUCACGGAGAAAGAGUUCAAGUGUACACACUGUCCCUAUGGCACCAACGUCAAGGCCCAGUUUGCCAUUCACCUGUUCCGAAUUCAUGGUGUCCGGGCUGACUUUGACAAGAGGAAGGAGUUCGCCUGUCGUUAUUGCGACUACAAGACGCUGAUGAAGAGUAGGCUCAAGGCCCACGUCAAUAAACAUACCAAUACCCGUAACUAUGCAUGCGACGAAUGUGGGAAGACCUUUGUCAACUGUGACACCCUGCGUAGCCACAAAGAAUGGCUGCACUCUGAAGCAAAGUACUCAUGCAACCAGUGCCCAUACAUCACCAAGACUUCGAAGCGGCUUCAAGAGCAUAUAUCAAUCCAGCAUAUGUUUAAGGGGCUGAAGCCCUUCAUGUGCCCCUACUGCCCAUUCACGUGUGCGACAGGCGGCAAUACACGCAAACAUGUGAAGAAGAAGCAUCCUACUCAGGAAGUGAGGUACGUGAAGAACCUGGAGGUUCUGGGAUACAUGAAAGACAUGAGGAAGAGGGAAGCUGCAGCAGACCCCCUGAAAAACAUGAGUUUGACGCAGUGAGCGAAUGAGUUUGACGCAGUGAGUGAAUGAGCUUGACGCAGUGAGUGAAUGGGUUUGACACAGUGAGGGAAUGGGUUUGACGCAGUGAGUGAAUGGGUUAACACAGAGAGUGAAUGGGUUUGACACAGGGAGUGAAUGGGUUUGACACAAGGCAUGAGUUUAACACAGGGAGUGAGUAUGACACAGUGAGUUGGGUUUAAUGCCACUAUUGUCACCUGGCAUAUUGUUGGGUUACUGUUGCAUACACAGGGGGUGGUGGGAUGGGGGGAUUCAUCCCACCUUUUUGCAACAAAGUAAACAUUUAUUCACUUGCAACUGGAAGUUUCAUGUGUGCCAUGUGAAAAAAACUUUCAACACUACAUCUAACUCCUUUGGUGAUGUUUUCAACAAGAAUAGCACAAUUACCAAACUCAAAUUGCAUUUGGAUCAGGAAAUUCACCUCUAUUACCAAAAAGCUGUAUCCUCACUUGUGUUUGAGGAAAACUAGGAGUGGCAUGAAGUUGUGAUUGUGAUGAAACUGACAACAAGACUAAGCGACAACUGUACAUUGUGAAUUUUGGCAAUGUGACUUCUUGCCCACCUGUGCAACAUGUCCCAGUGUAAUGUGGGACAUCUAACACUUCCAAUUAGCACAGUUGUCAGAGUGGUUUAUUGAAACAUUGCUGUAAUCGAUGAGUUCUUAGGGGGCUGUAGUGAUUUGUACCUCCAGUUGUGUUUAUCUUUUUCUGGUUUCUCUUUAAUCAGCUAGAGAAUAUGCCCAUAAAAACUACCGGUGUUGUCAUGAAUAUUUGACUUUAGCAGGUCAUUUGAAAGCAGUUUAGGGUUAUAACAUUUGUAGUUCUAAGUUAAUGUUUAUUUACAGUGAAUGAAGUAACUCCUAUUCCAUAUGUGAAAGUAAGAUCAAUAUUAUAUAUCAAACUGAUGUCAUGAAAUAUCUAUAUCUGGCUUUUAAUUUCCAUGAAAAAGAUAGCGAGGUCAGUUAUAUUUAUGGGUUGUGGGUGUUGUUGUUUCUUAACCCAGAGCUAUUUUCUUUGUUGUUUCUUUACUGUUUUAUAUUUACUGUUUAAGUAUCGUGACCAGAGAAUGAACUAUAUCUGGCUCAGUUUUCUGUGUAUGGGACAGUAAGAUUGAUUUAACUGAUGGGAUGGAGAGUUGGGUGUUCAGAGCCCAGAGCUAUUUUCUUUGUUUUGAGUUUACUGUUAUAUAUUUACUGUUUAAGUAUGGUGACCAGAGAAUGAACUAUAUCUGGCUCAGUUUUCUGUGUAUGGGACAGUAAGAUUGAUUUAACUGAUGGGAUGGAGAGUUGGGUGUUCAGAACCCAGAGCUAUUUUCUUUGUUGUUUCUUUACUGUUUUAUAUUUACUGUUUAAGUAUCGUGACCAGAGAAUGAACUAUAUCUGGCUCAGUUUUCUGUGUAUGGGACAGUAAGAUUGAUUUAACUGAUGGGAUGGAGAGUUGGGUGUUCAGAGCCCAGAGCUAUUUUCUUUGUUUUGAGUUUACUGUUAUAUAUUUACUGUUUAAGUAUGGUGACCAGAGAAUGAACUAUAUCUGGCUCAGUUUUCUGUGUAUGGGACAGUAAGAUUGAUUUAACUGAUGGGAUGGAGAGUUGGGUGUUCAGAACCCAGAGCUAUUUUCUUUGUUUUUAGUUUACUGUUUUAUAUUUACUGUUGAAGUGUCGUGACAAGAGAAUACCACUACAUAAUUCAUACUUUGUUUAUUCAGAAUGAUGCUUAUUGCUGUCUGUGAUAUGUGUUCAUAUCAACAAAAUAAAUGAGUAUGAUAAGUGUAAGAUGGCUGGCUGGUGUGUGUAAGAUUAACUGAAGAGAAUGCCCGAUUUACCAGAUAAGUUGUAUAAUGAGCAAUUCCUAAACUGAUUCCACCAUUCCAAAUAAUUUGGCAUGUGUCUGUGUCAAGAUAAUUGCUUUCUGUGUACGGUGUUAGUAUAGAAACUGUUUCAUGGAUGUAUGUUCACUUCAGGCAGAUCAUCGCAUAAGACAGGGAAAGUACCGGUAUACACUGAAGAGGAACAUUGAAGAGAAAUAAAGUUUUGAUAUUUAUGUUUAUAUGGGAUUGAUUGCAUUUUCAACAUGAGGACGUUAUGAUCAGAUUUUCUUUGAUGACAGAAACGCUGUAUUUUGUGGCUGGUAUUUGGUCACUGGUUUUCAGCAAGAGUCAGAUGAAAUUAGAAAAAAAUGGGAAAUUGUUAAUUCAAGAUUUAACAAUUUCUCAGUUCAAUUCAUUAUAAUUGAUGAUAGCCUAUUAUGUUUUGUUGAUCUGAAUUUCACCGAUAACAAAACCAAGAGAUAAAAGUCUUAAAUGCAUGGAUAUUUGUGGUAUAGAAUGAGGUUAUCUUUCCUGGCAAGCACAGGCCCUUUGUACUACUUGGAUAGUAGCUAUAACAAGGUACCGGUAAGUCUGAUUCAAUAUUAUUGAAAGAUAAUUUGUUUCUCAUGAAAUUAAUUUUUACCUUGUUCACUUCUGCUGACCAUGCAUCAUUCAGCUGUUUUACAGUAAGACUCAAUUCCUACUCCUGCAAACAUUGUAAGAGUUUUGAUAAGUAGAAAUGUAUGAAAAUGUGUCUGAAGGAUGACUGUUUGUGUUCUCUCGUGACUAGCUGCUGAAACAUGAUGCUGUUAAGUGAUGCUCUGGUCCAACCUUAUUAGAUCCAUGAUCCAUCAUUUUAGCCAGAGUCUUAUUCACAUUCCUAUUUUCAUGUACAGUAUGCGUCACCCUGAUCACUGAUAAUUUGAACCUAUGUAAGAAAAGGUUUUCAGCGAAAGUCUGUAUUUUUAUCACUGAUUUUGUCAAGUGUCUUCUCUCUGGCACACACUGGAUGCUCAUGUGCUGUAACUUAUGCAUUUAGGAUAACAUUCCGCAGGAACUGCUGCCCCCGCCUUCUGCAAACCUGGCAUGAACAAGGUUUAUAUCCUCAGUGACCUGUUCCUCAGCGAAUGAUACAAGGAUCAGGUGGUUACAUUGUGUGUCCUGGCUAAUGGUGUCAGGAUUAUGUGAAUCAUUGACCUGAAUUUGCUCAUGCUACCAAGAGAUCAUUGUAAUCUGGUUAUGAUUAGAUCCUUUCCUCUCGCUCAGUCCUUCUCUCCAUCAAGAUCUCACAAACCAAUCCUGGUGUAGCUGCGUAUCUAAUUUCUGUGUCGAAAGAUGAUUGUAAAUUGUAUGUCUAAAUGGAGACUGAUAACGGCUGUGCUAAAUAGGCCGUUGAUGAUAUAUACACACUGUCUAUGAGAACCAAGAGGGUUUACUUAUGAAGGAACAUCUGUGUUCUGUAUGGGUUCUCCUCUGUUCAGAUUAACAUUUACAAAUCCUGGUGGUACAGAAAUGAAGCUGAAUCAUUUUAGAAAAGCUGACAUCUGAUUGGCUCAAGAGCCCACACACCCAUCAUUUGGGGGUCAUAAUUUGCCCAGGGUUCACCAAACGUGACUUCCUAUUGAAGACUUGUGAGAUCAUGACUGAGAGAGGAAUGGAAUCAGUAGAGGCUGAUUAUAAAGAGAAUGGAGAUCAUUGCUCAUGCUGUCAACCUACGGUUUGCCUGGUGCAGACUUUAUGACUGUAGUAUUUGCCACUGUGAUGUAGCGGGAAUAUUGUUGACACACUCACUCUGAGGCUCAGGACAUGAGCCUCAUGCUUAUGUAACCUAUUAAGUGCUGCAAACCAACUGACAGUUUUAUUCGGGCUAGGAGUGUCUGCAUCAAGUUGUAUCCUGUGACAGUAACUACCUAUUUGUCAGUUAAUACAGUCAGCCAGAGUUCAAUAUGGGUGGUGGGGUAGUCUGGCAGUUAAUAGGAGUAAAACAAUACAGCAAGGUCACGAUAAGAUACCUAUCAUGAUACAAUAUGUCUUGCGAUAAACAUAGUUACGUUAAAUCAUGUGGAACUUCUUGACAAUAAAUAUUUCAGAACAAGUUCAAAAGGAAGAAGAAUGGACACAUGUUUGUAGGGGCUAUUUUUAGUAGGAAUGCUAAUUACAACACAUCUUGUGAUAUUUGACUGACAAACUUGCUGAGGGAUCAUUAAACGAGUAGUAAGUAAUAUAUUUUUGCAAGUGUAUCGUAUUGUUUUGAUACAGGAAAAAAAACGUAGCAUGGAUUGUAUCAUCGCAUGAAAACUUACGAUGCACCGGUACAGUAUCGUCUCACCCCAAGUCGUUAAAGCGUUCACUAAUCACACCAAAGGCCCAUGUUCAAUGGGUACAAUGUAUGAAGCCUUUAUCUGCUGUCCCCUACCAUAAUGUUGCUGGAAUAUUGCUAAAAGUGAUGUAAAACCAUACUCAAUUAGAGUUCAGUCACACAUGGAUAUGUAUGUAUUUCCUUUGUGUCUUGUUCCUUUGAUAUGUAUGGUCCUUGUGAGGUGAACUGAAAGCUUGCUGUCAAAACACACAUGUGAGAUGAAGUGCUGUCAGGAAAUUAAUGUACGAUUCAUGCGUUUAUUUUUCUGUCAUUUCCUCAAUAUGUUCUGACAAGUGUUAUUGUCUUGUUACAUGUGCAUGGAGCUUUUCAUCAACAUCUUGCAUGUAAGCAAGUAAUAAACAGAACAAAUAUA
This is a messenger RNA of Haliotis rufescens (red abalone), 7548 nucleotides long. Its product is annotated as zinc finger protein 354A-like. Lineage: Eukaryota; Metazoa; Mollusca; Gastropoda; Lepetellida; Haliotidae. Gene Ontology annotation, cellular component: nucleus. The transcript has 7 exons. The coding region runs from base 309 to 2993 and encodes 894 amino acids. Gene Ontology annotation, molecular function: protein binding; DNA-binding transcription factor activity, RNA polymerase II-specific; RNA polymerase II transcription regulatory region sequence-specific DNA binding. Gene Ontology annotation, biological process: regulation of transcription by RNA polymerase II. The record is from RefSeq and is a predicted model, not a curated record.